AUGCAAGAUAUAUACAGGUGGACUAUUUUUGCCCAAAGUUUAGGAAAUAAUUCGCAAAUUUUUGAAUCAGAACUUCAAGCCGUAGGAGAAACCAUUCAAGUAUCCUUUAUUCAGUCCCUAGAACACGAAGUUGAGCUUUUAAAAAACAAGGUCUCAGGAUUGGAGAAUAAUACCCUUAUUACUGAUUUGGACAUAGAAGCUCAAAAUUGUCAUCUCCACCUUCUCGCGCAAAUCCUUUAUAGGAAACGAAAGGCAAUUGUGCUUCAUGCGGUUUGCCUGUGUAUAACACAGAUAAAAAGAUUACGAUACGAAGUGGACUUAGGGAAGAUUAAAAACGCAAAAAGACUAUGUAAAGAGAUUUUGGAACAAAUUUUGAUAUUUUAUAUUAAAAUAAUUGCAGUAAAAAUAUUUCAAUAGACUUUUUCUAAUAAAUUUAACGGAAAUGGUAUAGAAUAUGACCUCCCAAAAAGUUUUCAACUUGGGGCCAGUUUUUCGAAAUUAAAAAGAACAAUAGCCAAAACUCUAGGCUUCUUUAAUAAAAGCAGCCCAGCCCAUUUAAGAAGUAAAGUACUAGAAGAAGAGAUUGUUACACAUGCUUGCUCCCCCUCUCAUAAGUAAACAAAAAAUUUAUAUAUAAAUUUUUUUUUAAGUAAUAAUUAUAGAAAUUGCCGAGGAUGGCGCAAAAUAGCGCCAUCCUCGGGCAAUUUCUAUAAUUAAUUUGUAAACUAUGUUUAAAAUUGAACAAAAUUAACUAGAGAUUCAUUAUAAUAAUCACUUAUAUAUAAAAUUUUUUGUUCGCUCACGGAGGGCGGGGCUUUUGGGCAAAAAAUAAGGAUUUUUCCAGUAGUUUUGUUCGCUCAUGGAGGGAGGGUUAG
Molecule: messenger RNA, 875 nt
Organism: Blepharisma stoltei
Lineage: Eukaryota; Ciliophora; Heterotrichea; Heterotrichida; Blepharismidae
Source: the annotation of a GenBank genome assembly